AUGACCGAGACAGCACCCGCCGAAACGGCUCCUCCAGCCGCACCCGCCGCCGCAAAGAAGACUCCCAAGAAGAAGGCGGCUGUCCGGAGUAAACCAACCGGUCCCUCGCUGGGCGAACAGAUCGAUAAGAUCGUGGCGGGUUGUCACGAUAGGAAGGGUAUGUCCGGUGCGGCCAUCAUGAAGGCCCUGGCCGACAGCGGUGUCGAUGUGGCGAAACGUCGCCCCCAGAUCAAGAUGAGCAUCAAGAGGAAAGUGGAAAGCGGCUCUUUGGUUCAGAUGAAGGGUUCUGGUCUUUCGGGAUCCUUUAAAUCCGGUAAAGGGAAAAGUGCCGUGAAGGUGGUGAAGAAAGCGAAGAAACCAUCGGCAAAGAAAUCUCCCAGCAAGAAGCUUGGCGCCAAGAAACCAGCGGCUAAAAAAAUGGGAGCUAAGAAACCAGCGGCGAAGAAACACGCAUCUAAGAAACCAGCGGCUAUGAAAGCGGGAGGUAAGAAACCCGCGGCUAAGAAAGCGGCGCCGAAGCCCAAGAGCCCCAAGAAAGCCGCAGCCACGAAGACGAAGGCGGCCAAGAAGCCGAAGUCGAAAUCCGCGAAACCCAAGAAGACAGCAGUCAAAAAGUGA
This is a messenger RNA of Hypanus sabinus (Atlantic stingray), 618 nucleotides long. Its product is annotated as histone H1-like. Lineage: Eukaryota; Metazoa; Chordata; Chondrichthyes; Myliobatiformes; Dasyatidae. The record is from RefSeq and is a predicted model, not a curated record. The transcript has a single exon. Gene Ontology annotation, cellular component: nucleosome. Gene Ontology annotation, biological process: nucleosome assembly. Bases 1 to 618 code for a protein of 205 amino acids. Gene Ontology annotation, molecular function: DNA binding; structural constituent of chromatin.